AUGCUUCUCCGCGCCGUCGGCGAUCUCCCCGCAAUCAUCUGGGAGGUCCUGGCCGCCAUCGCAUGGGAAGGGUGGGUCUCCAUCACGAACCAGCUCCGUCUCCUCAUGGCGACCUACCCGCUCAUGGUCAUCUUUUUCCUCUUGUCCACCAGCGGCGGGCCCCUCGACAUCACCGUCCUCGUCAGCACCUGCUGCAUCGCCUACCUCUACGCCUCCUUUCUCUACUAUUUUCGUCUACGGGACCGGCUGCCCUGGGCGUGCAUCGUCGCGACGCUCCUCUGGUUCGACGGCGGCGACGGGCCCAACAGGCAGCUCAUGCGCCGCGGAGCGGUCGCUGUCUUCAUGCUGGCGCGGGACGACGACUGGAGCGCCGUGGUGGAGAAAAGAGUGAGGGGCCAGACGCUGCCGUGGCAGGACGGGAGCGGGUUCGCGUUUCUUUACAACUUUGAAGGGCGCGAGUUGCUGAGAGAGGUGGCGCUGUAUUGGGUCAAUACGCUCUGCUCGUCGUUUGGGCGGCGGCGGGUGCACGACGACUUUACGCUGCGGACUUCCAUCAGGGUGAUGGACGUGCUGGUGUUGCCGCUGAUCGGGGCGGUGGACUGGGCUUGGCGGUACAGGCAGGCUCGGAAGCGGAUGAGACUUGUCGAAGAGGAGAGGAGGAGGGGAGGUCUGGUGUUGCCGGAAGGGAAUUGA
This is a messenger RNA of Colletotrichum acutatum, 693 nucleotides long. RefSeq lists its product as uncharacterized. The transcript has a single exon. The record is from RefSeq and is a predicted model, not a curated record. Lineage: Eukaryota; Fungi; Ascomycota; Sordariomycetes; Glomerellales; Glomerellaceae. The coding region runs from base 1 to 693 and encodes 230 amino acids.